UGACAAGGCUAAAGUAUUCGUUCGUAGAAUAAAAAUAAUUUGACAAGGCUCAAACUCAAAUGUUUCAAGGAUUUAUCUUUUAUCCCACCUAGCCCACGUGAAAGUAGCGUUAUCGGUCCGUUACGCUUCCCGUACUAGCUUCGCGAAUUCCCGUUUGACGGAAGGACAAUCACUGAAAAAAAGAUCUGGUUACGAUAGAAAGACGGCAUUGUGUCUUCCGCUUUUAAUAAAUAUCAACAUGUUCAAGCUAGCUAGAAGCCAACCUUUGGCAGCUGCCUUGAAGGCAAGCAGGGCCUCAAUGCCAUCCCGCAUGGUCGGCGCUGCGCAACAAAAGAGAGCUUUGAGCAUUCACGAGUAUCUUUCAGCGGAUUUGUUAAGAAAGUAUGGAAUUGGUGUUCCUGAUGGAUCUGUUGCGAAAACAGCCGCCGAGGCCGAGGCUAUUGCAAAGAAGAUUGGCGGAGAUGACAUGGUUAUCAAGGCACAAGUUCUUGCAGGUGGAAGAGGAAAGGGUACCUUCGACAAUGGGUUAAAGGGAGGAGUCCGGGUUAUCUACUCUCCAACCGAAGCAAAGAUGUUUGCAGACCAAAUGAUCGGACACAAGCUUGUCACCAAGCAAACCGGUGCCCAAGGACGUAUUUGCAACUCUGUCUAUAUCUGCGAGCGCAAGUUUGCUCGUCGGGAAUUCUACCUUGCUAUCUUGAUGGAUCGUGCUUCCCAAGGACCAGUCAUCGUUUCUUCGUCUCAAGGUGGAAUGGAUAUCGAGACUGUUGCAAAGGAAAGCCCAAACGCAAUCACUACUACCUACAUUGAUAUCCACAAGGGUGUCACUGAUGACAUCGCACGAAAGAUUGUCACUGAUAUUGGUUUCAGUGAGCAAUGUAUCGAGGAUGCCAAGGAUACCGUUCAAAAACUUUACAAGAUCUUCAUGGAGAAGGAUGCUACUCAAAUCGAGAUCAACCCUCUCUCCGAGACCUCUGAUCACAAGGUUCUUGCCAUGGAUGCUAAGCUUGGUUUCGAUGACAACGCCGAGUUCCGUCAAAAGGAGGUUUUCGAAUGGCGCGAUACUACCCAAGAGGAUGCUGAGGAAGUCCGUGCCGCAGAGUCUGGUCUUAACUUCAUCAAGCUCGGUGGUGACAUCGGAUGUUUGGUAAACGGUGCCGGUCUUGCUAUGGCUACUAUGGAUAUCAUCAAGCUUAACGGUGGUGAACCAGCUAACUUCCUUGAUGUUGGAGGUGGAGCCACCCCACAAGCUAUCAAGGAGGCUUUCACUCUCAUCACCAGCGACCCCAAGGUUACUGCUAUCUUCGUUAACAUCUUCGGUGGUAUCGUUCGUUGUGAUGCUAUUGCUCAAGGUCUCAUCAGCACUGUUGAGAGCAUGAACCUUAGAAUCCCAAUUAUUGCAAGAUUGCAAGGAACAAACAUGGAAGCUGCACACAAGUUGAUCAACGAUUCUGGUCUUAAGAUCUUCUCCAUUGAUGACUUGCAGAGCGCAGCUGAGAAGGCUGUCCAAUUCUCAAAGGUUGUGAAGAUGGCUCGUGAUAUCGAUGUUGGUGUUGAGUUUUCUUUGGGCAUUUAAGCGGUUACAUAGAUGGGUUUUCUCUUGUUUGUAUUGAUUCCCUCCGUCUUUAGAUCAAUGGGUGACCGGGGCUGAGUUACCAUGUAUAAUGCAUUGAGUUUCAUGUCCACAUUUAUUAUCUUUCAGUUUUUGUUCUGUGAAAUAUUUUGAAAUUUGUGAUAAUCGUAUUCUAGUUGAACCUUGGAAUACUUCUAGGCAGGCAUAAUACGAUGACCUAUAGAUAGAAAUAAUGGACGGUGAUGGCUCUGCCGAAAACAUGUUUAGGCAUAAUAGA
Messenger RNA from Botrytis deweyae, 1850 nucleotides. RefSeq lists its product as uncharacterized. Gene Ontology annotation, biological process: tricarboxylic acid cycle; succinyl-CoA metabolic process. The transcript has 4 exons. The record is from RefSeq and is a predicted model, not a curated record. Gene Ontology annotation, molecular function: succinate-CoA ligase (ADP-forming) activity; ATP binding; metal ion binding. Gene Ontology annotation, cellular component: succinate-CoA ligase complex; mitochondrion. Bases 239 to 1576 code for a protein of 445 amino acids. Lineage: Eukaryota; Fungi; Ascomycota; Leotiomycetes; Helotiales; Sclerotiniaceae.